Messenger RNA from Lytechinus pictus (painted urchin), 4762 nucleotides. Its product is annotated as F-actin-capping protein subunit alpha-1-like. The coding region runs from base 568 to 1470 and encodes 300 amino acids. Gene Ontology annotation, molecular function: actin filament binding. The transcript is spliced from 8 exons. Gene Ontology annotation, biological process: actin cytoskeleton organization; barbed-end actin filament capping. Lineage: Eukaryota; Metazoa; Echinodermata; Echinoidea; Temnopleuroida; Toxopneustidae. The record is from RefSeq and is a predicted model, not a curated record. Gene Ontology annotation, cellular component: F-actin capping protein complex; actin cortical patch.
GAUUGUAAUUUGUAGACUAGAACUAGUUGUAGAAGAAAUGAUUAAAGCAAAAUCUAAUCUGAAUUAAGAAGAAAUAACUUACAUAUACUAUAGUUUCCAGUUUCAUUGUCGAGCAAAUCUAUGUUUUGUUAUUUCGUCAGCUCUAGCGUCAACACCUCAGGCUCAAGUCAACAUGGAACAGCCAACAGGGUAUAGAUUGCAAUUUCAUUAACAUUCCGCCAGCAGAUCCGAUCCGAAGCUAAUCAAAGCUAGGUAUACUAUGUGUGUAGACUCGACUAGACUGUGUAGCUAGCUAGUGCAUGCACGGUAGUGCAUGUUCAUCGCGGCGCGGUGCGGGUCCUGUUUGUUUUCUUCCGGGUUGUGUAAAAACUUGACUGCUGAGGGCGACACUUCGCUUUCCCAGAAUCCCAUUCGUAAGAAAGGCGUGUAAUACUGCAGCUUGUACUUGGCCGACCAUAUCUCUGGUUAACCUACGCCAGGAUUCCCCGAGCUUUUGCAUCUCGUUGCCGGCGCGGCGCGGCUAUCGCUAGUGCGGCAUAUUGUGCGCAAUCAGUGUGUACGGAGUUAAUGUGGGUUAUUGAAACGUCAGUGUUAGCCAACAAGAUGUCGGACUUUGAGCCAAUCUCAGACGCAGAAAAGGUUAAAAUUGCAUCAGAUUUCAUUACCCAUGCACCUCCAGGAGAGUUCAGUGAGGUAUUCAAUGAUGUCAGGAUUUUGAUAAAUAAUGACCAUCUUCUCAGUGAAGCAGGAGAAUCAUUUGCCAAAUACAACAAGGACCAAUUCACACCAGCCAGCAUUGAUGGAGUAGAAAGACCAGCUUUAGUCACACAAUUCAAUGAUUUACCGAAUGGACGCUUUCUAGACCCUGAUUCCAAGCAGACCUUCAAGUUUGACCAUAUGAGGAAAGUGGUGACUGACGUAGAGCCUGCUACUAACAUUGAUACCACUUCAGAACCAUGGAGGAUAGCAUUGUCUCAUGCUCUAGCAGGUUACAUCAAGGAUCAUUUUCCUAAUGGAAAUAGUGCAGCAUAUGGCAGGAGUAAAGAUAAGAAGGUCAUCCUUGUGGCAUGUAUUGAACAUCACUUGUUUCAGCCAGCCAACUUCUGGAAUGGUCGCUGGCGAUCUCAGUGGACAGUGACCUUUGACCCAUCAUGUGGGUCAGUCGAGGCAGGUGGACUCAUCAAGGUUCAAGUACACUACUAUGAAGAUGGUAAUGUCCAGCUAGUCAGUCAUAAGGAAGUCAAGUUCCCCCUUGAAAUCUCAACGCCAGAGAACACAGCAGCAGCAUUUGUGAAAGCAAUCUCACAUGCAGAGGAAGUUUACCAAUCAACCCUGACUGAAGACUAUGGUACAAUGUCCGAUACAACAUUUAAGGCACUCCGAAGGGCACUGCCGAUCACCAAAACCAAGGUCGACUGGAAACAAAUUAGUCAAUACGACAUUGGCAAAAAGCUCAACCAGUCCCAGUAAUAAGAACUUUUUAGCCCCCAUUUUGGCAUUGUCAUGCCUUAAAGAAUCGCAAUCCACACCUCUUUUUCCUCCCUUGGAUAAUUUUUUUUUACAGCAAGUUAUCAUUUAUCUGUAUGUAUAUCUAAAUAUAUAUAGUGCACCAUUCGAUCUUAUCCUUGCCGCAUUUCGUCACCAUAUGUAUUUUUUGUGAUGUGACGAAAUAUGGGAACCUCUAAACAUUCUCUUUUGUAUGGUUUUAGUUACAUUUUUGUGAAAUAUAAAGCAUAUUUGAUCCUUAAGACUCUAUUAUGUAUGAAAAGUUAACUCCCUGUUUUCCAAUAGCACCUCUUUUUAAAGAUAUCUGUUCAUUGAUUGAUUUGUGGAAGACUUUGCAGACAUAAAUCCAAAUGUGUAUAUCAUCAGGAGAUAAGCAUCAUUAGUUUUUUGUAGUUUUCUGGUUGAGAUCACUUGAAUAUUGGAAUAUCUGAAUCAAUUGCUAAGAUGUUAAUGUGAUUGGUAAAACCACACUGUUAUCUUGAAUGUUGCCUCUUUUCUAAUACAUCCUACAAAACAUGCGAUGAAGUUCUACGAUCGGUAUCCAUAUACUGGCCUUGAAAUUUAUCAUAAUUUCAUAACUCUACUGUAUCUUCAUUUCUUAAUAGGUAACAUUGCAGCUACAUGCAGUUCCAUCUUGUUGUUUUGAUGGAUAUCUUUCUUUUGAAGCCAAUAAUAUACCUUUAGUCAACUAGGGAAAUGAAAUAAAAGUACUUAUUGUUUCCAUAGAGUGAUUAUAUUAUAUAGCUAGCUUGAUUUUUUUUUUGGUUUCAUCAUUUAUUUACUCAAAGAUAGGCUCAUGAUGGGCCUUAUAUUUGUUCAUGUAGUUAUGGAGAGUUAAUUUAUAUAGUCUUUAUUACCAUGUUCUCUUUCGCUUUAAAAUCGUGUUGUGUAGGUACAUAUAAUUCACUGCUUUAUCAAGUUUUAAUAACCUGUUUAUUUUGUACUCUUAUGAUGAAAAUUAGGAAUUUUCCCAUUAUGUGUGUCUCUUGUAUAUUGAAAUUAAUUGUAAGGACUAAGAGCAUCCAAAAGAAAUUUUGAGGGGUGAUCAUGUGUUGCAAUUUUUGUAUGUAAAUGUAUAUAAGCUGAGGGAGGUUUUAAUUGUUCAGUAGGAGGCACUGAGAAGCAAGUGAUCCAUAUUAAGAUAGUUUAUUCUUUAACCAAGUGUGGAAGAAAGUCUCAUCACUAAUGUGCACUGCACAAUGUGAUAUCAACAACAUAGGAAUAAUUUUAUCAUUCUUUCCUUGAUGUUGUGUAUGAAUUGUGUAUAGAUUAUUUAGAUGGAAUUUGAGGUUAAAUAUCUCUGAUGAUAAUUGACCUCUAAUAUUCCUUUUAAUAAAGAUUGCCUUGCAAAAUAAUAUUAAAGUAAUAAUUUCACUUUGUUCUGAUUUAAAAAUUUAUCAUUUUGGUUCUUGAAAAUGGGCCAAACAUUAGGCUUUUGGUGUAAAAAUACCAUCCCAAAAGUUUCUAAGCAUCAUAUCUACAGGAACAAUUUAAAAAUCUUUAAGAUGUAAACCAAAGUUUGAAAAUAAUUAGGGGUUGGUUUCAAUGACUAUGUGUAUACAGGGAAUCUGUGCACCACAACACAUAAUCUCUAGAUGAACACAGCAUGACCAACAUACAGUGUGUACAAGGUAUACACUGAAUGUACAAUGAUAAUAGCUUGUGUAUAGGAGAUACACACAGCAGAAGGCAGUCAACAUAGCCAACAGACUUUUUGAAUUGGAGAAACUGGUCAUAAGCUGAACCCAUCUAAUAGACGGUUCUCAAAAUCAAGCUUAUAAAUUGCUACUUGUUCCUAAAUGAAGAGUUUUCAUCCUAUAUUUUGGUCUGUUUCAGGGUUUUUUUUAGGACAAAUUCAGGCACUCAUACACAUGUUUCAUCUCAGUUUGAGAAUGUUUUAAAUCAGCUGCUCGCAAAGUGAAACGAUCCCUUUAAUGCAUGUGAUUCAUGUUUAAUACUUUCUCAUAAAAUGUUCUCCCCUUCAAAUGUGAAACAAAAUAACAAAUAUCCAAUGUCAGUUCACUAACUGUAGUGUAGAUAUGUAACUAUCGAUAUUGAAAUCCACAGUUCCACUGAUAAACUGAAUACAUGCAUAUGAAUUUCCUUGGCCCAUAGUAUAUUCAUGUACAACUUAUGGAAGUUGGCCUGAAGUGCUCUUGUGUUAUUGUGAUUGUGUACAUGUGUGUUAAACUAUUCUUCUUUCUGGCACAUUACAUGAUAUAGGAUUGAAUGAGAUUCUCUUGCAAUAUAUAUAUUUUCUUGGUCAGAUUGGAUUAAGAUAUAGUUUGUUACAAUUUAUUAAAUUCUUGUUGUUACUGAUAUAGGAUAGCAAUCAUCCAUAUUAGUUUUACAGGACCAGAAUGGCAUGUGUUCUCAAUUCAUAUUUGUCUAAAGUUGUGGUUUGACUAUGGAAAUGUGACACAAUUCUAACAGCAUAUUUGAUAAUCAAAUAUGACUGUCUGGAAAUAAUUUGAAUAGAAAAGAACAGUCUAAACUGAGUAGAAACGUACAAUGUAAACAAAAUUUUGACAUUUUCUGCUUUCCAUAAUUUCUGCACAGACUUGGUCCAUGGCCUAAGUAAAACCAGAAUAUAGAAUACAGGCCACUUUAUUUUUAUUUGGAUAUUUAAUUAUUUCUAGUUAAUAAUUCAUCAAGCAACAACUUUUUAUGGAUUUUUAUCCAACCCUUGGUAUAACUACCAGUUGUAAGAUAUUUACCUUUGUUACGCAACAUCACAAUGUGCACAAUUAUACCAGCUUGUAUGAAAGAGAAGGUAUAUGCAUUGUAUGUAAAUGUAGUUCUUGUGUUCUGUAGAUUUCCAAAAGUAAUGUGUGGUGACUGUCUGCAAGAUAAAUUCAGAUAUGAAUACAUGUAUGUGUUAAUAGCUUUUAUAUAUUGCAGCAUGUGUAAAGGAGAGAGAGAGAGCGAAGUUUGGGUUUUUGAUAAAUGCUUCCAAAUCAUUUCAUGUGGUUGUACAAAAGAAAAAAAAAGAAGGAAAAGGUGAAUAUCAGUCAUUACAAUUGGGAGUCCAGUAGCAUUCAAUAAUUAUUAUAUAAUUUCAUUGUUUUAUUUCGCUACAGAUUAUUUUGGGGAAUAUAUAUUUGUGAAUACAGCAGUUAACAAGAACAUUAGUAAAACCCUUAACUAGAGAGUUGGAGCCAAAGUUUUUUUUUUCAUGUACGUGUAAGUUCAAGAAUGCUAAUAUGAAUCAAAUUGUUAAUGAGUUUCAAUUAAAGACUUUGACUACCACACACAA